Euleptes europaea (tarantolino) is the source of this 999-nucleotide messenger RNA. It is a transcript of the gene DHRS1, whose product is annotated as dehydrogenase/reductase 1. The record is from RefSeq and is a predicted model, not a curated record. NCBI's taxonomy places the organism in Eukaryota, Metazoa, Chordata, Lepidosauria, Squamata, Sphaerodactylidae. The transcript has a single exon. The coding region runs from base 1 to 999 and encodes 332 amino acids.
AUGGCGGGCGGGCGGCCGCUGUCGGGGCAGGUGUGCCUGGUGACGGGGGCGUCGCGCGGGCUGGGCAAGGGCAUCGCGCUGCAGCUGUCGGAGGCCGGCGCCACGGUGUACAUCACGGGCCGGGACGGCGCGGCGCUGGAGGCGGCGGCGGCGGAGGUGCGGGCCCGCGGCGGGCGCUGCGUGGCGGCGGUGUGCGACUCGACGCGCGACGAGGAGGUGGCGGCGCUGUUCGCGCGGCUGCGGCGGGACGAGGCGGGCCGGCUGGACGUGCUGGUCAACAACGCCUUCUCGGGCGUGGAGGCGCUGGGGCAGGCGAUGGACGCGGCCUUCUGGGAGGGCGCGCCCGGCGGCCUGUGGGACGCGGUGAACGGCGCGGGGCUGCGCGGCCACUACGUCUUCUCGGCGCACGCGGCGCGCCUGAUGGCGCCGGCGGGGCGGGGGCUGAUGGUGACGGUCUCGUCGCCCGGCGGGCUGCGCUACCUCUUCGGCGUGGCCUACGGCGUGGGCAAGGCGGGCUGCGACCGGCUGGCGGCCGACUGCGCCGUGGAGCUGCGGCCCUUCGGCGUGGCCUGCGUGGCGCUGUGGCCGGGCCUGGUGCGCACCGAGAGCCUGCUGCGCCAGGCCGAGGCCGGCGAAGGGCCGCUCUACGACCAGCUGCGCCGCAGGCUGCCCGCGGCGGGCGAGAGCGUGGAGGUGAGCGGCAAGUGCGUGGUGGGCCUGGCCGCCGACCCCCGCGUCCUGCGCCACAGCGGCACGGUGCAGCUCAGCCCCGAGCUGGCCCGCCGCUACCGCUUCCGCGACGUCGACGGCAGGGAGGUCUUCAACUACGUCUCCGUCCGCAACGUCCUCGCCGAGCUGCUGCCCGGCCUGGCCGGCCUGUUCCGCCUCAUCCCGGGCUUCCUCACCGUCCCCAAGUGGGUCCUCGCCCUGUAUGCCAGCAAGUUCGCCGUGUACCCCCCCCUCCACCCGGUGGCCUUGACAUCCACCAAAAAGGACUGA